Rhipicephalus microplus (southern cattle tick) is the source of this 2634-nucleotide messenger RNA. Its product is annotated as cytoskeleton-associated protein 5. The record is from RefSeq and is a predicted model, not a curated record. Lineage: Eukaryota; Metazoa; Arthropoda; Arachnida; Ixodida; Ixodidae. Gene Ontology annotation, biological process: establishment or maintenance of microtubule cytoskeleton polarity; spindle organization; microtubule polymerization. Gene Ontology annotation, molecular function: microtubule plus end polymerase activity; microtubule plus-end binding.
AUGCGACUCUCAUUCCUCGAGGGUGGCGAUCACGUCAGCCACCCGCUGUGGAAAGCUCGUCUUAGUGGGUAUGAAGAUGCCACCAAGCUUUUCGGUUCCGUCACAGACCCCAAGAGUCCAGAGUUUCAGAAGUUUUUGCCUCUCAUAAAGAACUUCGUCACAGAUAGCAAUGCUGUGUCUCAGGAAAAGGGACUCGCAGCUGUCCUGUCGUUUGUUGAAAAUGCCCACCUGGCCAGUCGCAUAUGUGGCGACGUCCUCACCGGGCUCGUCACCAAGUGCAUCGCCGCUCCGAAGCAGAAGACACGGGAACUGGCGCAAGAGAUCAUCUACAUGUACGUCGAAAUUGAGAAGCAAGAUGUGGUUGUGGAGGAACUUGUCAAGGCACUGGAUAGCAAGAACCCGAAAAUAGUGGCGGCAUGCGUGGCAACACUGCGAGAGUGCUUGCGUCUGUACGGUGCCCGCGUUGUAGCCGUAAAGCCUCUCUUCAAAGCACUUCCGAAACUCCUCGAGGACAGGGACAAGACAGUGCGUGAAAAAAGCAAGCUGCUGACUGUCGAGCUCUAUCGAUGGAUUGGAGAUGCCCUGAAACCAAUGCUGCAAUCUCUGAAGCCCAUUCAGGUGUCCGAGCUUGAAGCAGAGUUUGCCAACGUGGAGAAAGGCACUGCUACUGCCGAGCGUUACAUCCGUUCGGAGCAGGCACGAAGGGCACAGGCAGCUGAGACUAGCACCAAUGGCGUGGAUUGUGUCGAAGAGGUAGAGGAGUGCGGUGGUGAUGGGGGUGCCACUGUUGACGCGUACGAACUGCUAGAAGCUGUCGACAUUCUCUCCAAGCUGCCCAAGGACUUCUACGAGCAGUGCGAGGCGAAGAAGUGGCAAGAGCGAAAAGAGGCGCUAGAGAAGCUCCUUGAGCUCGUGAGCAAUCCUAAGCUCGAACCUGGUGACUAUGACGAUCUCGUCAAGGCACUGAAGAGGAUUGUGGCCAAGGACAGUAACGUAAUUGUAGUGGCGCUCGCAGCCAAAUGCUUGGCAGGGCUGGCAGCUGGUCUGAGGCAGAAGUUUCACCCAUAUGCGAAUUUGUGCAUUUCGGCGUACUUAGAAAAGUUCAAGGAGAAGAAGCAGAACGUGGUGACUGCUCUGAGGGAGGCUCUGGACAAUGCAUUCCAGGCCACAAACUUGGAAGCAAUCCUGGAGAAUGUGACGGGGGCCCUGAGCAACAAGAAUCCACAGAUAAAGGCGGAGACGACCCUGUUCUUAGCACGUGUCUUCUCGAAAUCUACGCCGGCCUUGUUGAACAAGAAGCUGCUGAAAGCAUUAGUGACGUCGUUGCUCAAGACUCUGACUGACUCUGACCCAGCUGUGAGGGAAGGUGCAAGCAUGGCCUUGGGGACAGCGAUGAAAGUGGUCGGCGAAAGGGUGAUAGCACCUUUUCUUGGUGACCUGGACAAUCCCAAGAUGGAAAAGGUAAAAGAGUGCUGUGAGAAAGCAGAAGUGGUUGCUGCACCACCUCAAAAGGCCCGUCGCAAGCCUGCUGCUGCUGCUGCGUCCUCGGGCACGAGUAGCACAGAGUCAAAGCCGGAAGCACAAGCCGCCCCAGAGAGGAAGGCUGCAACUGCAGUGGCCAAACCUCGUGGUGGUGCCCGGGUCGUGAGACCGGGGGCUGCUUCUUCUGCUGCGCCAUCGUCUGCCCCUGCAAGAGCCACGCAAAAGGCUAAAGCGCCUGGACCUGCGAAAGCACAGUCGGGCAGCAGUGCUUCUUCCAAGCCUGUGUUCUCCGAAAUGGCUCUGGCAGACGAAGAGGUUCAAGGCCGAGCAGCAGCCUUGUUCCCAGAGGAAACGCUUGCGGCUUUGGGGAGCGCAAACUGGAAAGAUCGUUUGUCUGCCGUUGAGAAGAUGAAGGAAGUUGUCGAGGCUAUGGAAGGAAGCCUGCCUGUUCAAGUCAUUGCGAAGACGCUGUGCCGUAAACCUGGACUUCGAGACACAAACUUCCAGGUGCUGAAGCUGAAGCUGGAAACCUUAUUGGUGGUACUGGGUGGUGGGCCUGUGUCCCUGUGCGUGGCCGAUUGCAUGUUGGCAGACUUGGUGGACAAGGUCGGGGACACCAAGAAUGGCCAGGGCGCCGCAUCUGCCCUGACGGCCUUGGCUGAGGCCACCUCCCUAGACCAUGUUGGCCAGGAGGUUCUCCAGCUUUGUUUUGCCCAGAAGAAUCCGAAAAACCAAAGUGAGAGCCUGAUGUGGCUGGCCAAUGCUAUCAAAGAGUUCGGGCUCAAGGUUCCAGUGAAACCAGUCAUAGAAAGCAUAAAAAAAGGUCUGGCUGCUUCGAACCCUGCAGUGAGAACAGCGUCCAUCACUCUGGCUGGUGUUCUGUACCUCUACAUGGGCAAGACGCUGAGGACCUUGUUUGAAGGGGAGAAGGCCGUCCUUGUGCAGCAGCUUGAUGCGGAACUUGCAAAGCUGGAAGGUCAAAAACCUCCCGCGCCCACUCGAGGUGUGCCAACUUCCUCGGUCAACGAAGGUGGAGGUGAUGCCCCGGAGGCUGCACAGGAGGAGCAAGAGGCUGCCCUCGAUACGGAGGACUUGGUUCCUCGAACUGACAUCAGUGCGGAGAUAAUCGCACUUGGUCUGAACGCUCUGUAA